Molecule: messenger RNA, 1791 nt
Organism: Populus nigra (black poplar)
Lineage: Eukaryota; Viridiplantae; Streptophyta; Magnoliopsida; Malpighiales; Salicaceae
Product: E3 ubiquitin-protein ligase RHF2A-like
Exons: 9
Coding region: 200-1378 (392 amino acids)
Molecular function (GO): ubiquitin-protein transferase activity
Source: RefSeq, a predicted model, not a curated record
UUAAAUAAAAACUUGAUUAAAAGGCAAGGGGGGACCUGGCCAAGUCUUCCCUUCUCAUUCCUCUUUAUCUUCUUCUUCUUCUUAAUCCUUCCUUGAAUUUCUAGGGUUUCUUUCAUGGAUCCUGGCACUGUAUCAAUCUUUGUCAUUUCAUGAGCUUUCGUUGAUUUCCUUCUAGACCCGGAUCAUAUCAAAUCUCUUAAUGGAGGUUCUGGAGAUGGAUGAAGCGAAGAAACCUGAAGUUCAUAUGACAUCAGCUGCGGCAUUUGUGGAGGGGGGAAUCCAGGACUCAUGUGAUGAUGCUUGCAGCAUUUGCCUCGAAGAGUUUUGUGAAAGUGAUCCCUCAACGGUGACUAAUUGCAAGCAUGAGUUCCAUCUUCAGUGCAUCCUUGAAUGGUGUCAGAGAAGCUCUGAGUGUCCCAUGUGUUUGCAAUCCAUUAGUCUUAAAGAUCCCACCAGUCAAGAAUUGUUUGAGGCUGUAGAACGGGAGAGGAAAAUCAGGGCUGCUCCUUCAAGAAAUGCUACUAUUUUUCAUCAUCCUACACUUGGGGAUUUCGAGUUGCAGCAUCUACCAGUUGGUGUAAGUGAUUCUGAACUUGAGGAGCGUAUAAUCCAGCACCUGGCUGCUGCUGCUGCUAUGGGAAGGACCCGCCACUUUGGUAGGAGGGAAGGGCAGAGAAACAGGGCAUCUUCCCAUGGCCGUCCACACUUCUUGGUAUUUUCUACUCAUCCUGGUGCACAGCCUUCUGGUCAUGUUUCUUCAUCUUUGACUGAGCUAGGCGGGGAAAAUGAACCAGCUCCAGUCUCUGUAGCUAGUCCAUCCACACCGCUCACUUCUGUUGGGGAUGAACCACCACAACAAGCCUUACAAUCCCCUUCUGUUUUAACUGAUCAAAGUUCCUCUGCAUCUGGAUCCACAGAGAUGCCUGCAAAUAAUCAAGGAGUUUCCUUUAAUAAUAGGAGCGCUACUAGCCAGUCUUCGCUGCCAAAUCAAGAUAGAGCCGGACCAUCAGAAUUGCAGUCAUUUUCCGAGUCUCUAAAAUCUAGGCUUAAUGCAGUUUCAAUGAGGUACAAAGAGUCAAUUUCAAGAAGUACAAGAGGGUGGAAGGAGAGGCUGUUUUCUCGCAACAGUUCAAUGUCUGAUAUCAGCUCUGAUGUUCGAAGAGAAGUGAAUGCAGGAAUUGCAACUGUAUCUCGUAUGAUGGAGCGCCUUGAAACCAGAGAUAACGGUGGAGACAACCAAGUUUCUGUGUCAAAUCAUUUGACUGAUCGCUCCAAUGUGGAGAGGAGCAACCAGAAUACUGCUGCGACUCACAUAGAGAGCCCAUUAAAUGAAGGAAGUACACCAGCUGCUUGUGCUGCAAGUUCAGCAUCUACUUAAGUUAAAGAGUGUCUUCAGCAAUUGCAUCUGUCCUCAGCAUUUCAUCUUUGGAGUUUUCAGGUUGUGACCUCUUUUACUCCAAAUAUGACACGCUGAGGAGAAGAUGCUGUGUAUCACAGGGCAGAGGAUGAGCAUUCACCUGAAAUUGAAUAAAAAGGUAAGAAAGAGUAAGUCUUCAGAAACAAUUUCCAUGUGGACAGAUAUAUAUUGGGUAUAUGUAUGUAAAUUUGUUUUGUAACCCAGAAUUGUUUCAAAGCUAAAGCCAGAACAUCCCACGAAGAAAAUGUAUUCGAGCUAUAUAUUAUGCCUGGAUGGUUGGAUUUUCGUACAAGUAGAACACUAAAACAUCUAUCUAAUCAUGUAUUGAAAUUUUAGAACCCAGGCCUUUUAAAGGAAAAGUACUGGUUUGCAUA